Ceraceosorus bombacis is the source of this 1640-nucleotide messenger RNA. NCBI's taxonomy places the organism in Eukaryota, Fungi, Basidiomycota, Exobasidiomycetes, Ceraceosorales, Ceraceosoraceae. The record is from the annotation of a GenBank genome assembly.
AUGGCUUCCACAUCACCCGACCUCCGCUCUCCAGCCAUGUUCAGCGCUUCGACGCUUGAAGCAUCGCCUUCGCCUUCAGCGUCCAUUUCAAUCGCAUCGGCAUCGGCAUCGGCAUCGGCAUCGGCAUCGGCAACCUCAUCCUCUUCCACCAAGAGGAAAGCGGACAGUCAAGGUCCCAAGCCCAUGGACCCGGCCCGUCGAGCACGCUUGGAAGCUCGUCAAGCUCGCAAUCGAACCAGCGCUCAAAUCUCGCGCAAUCGCAAAAAGGCUCACGUGGAGAUGCUGGAAGUGGAAGUGGAAGAAUUGCGAAAGCGCAAUGCCGAGCUGGAAGAGCGAGCCAAGGAUGCAGAGGACACGAAACAGAGAUUAAAGGUGCUGGAACAGCUGGUUCAAGCGCUCUUCAGCAAUUCCCCCGUCAACGACGCGCUUCGAUCGACACGGUCCAUCAUCGAUGCGCCUCUUGGCCGCGCGCAGUCUUCUACGGCCCAACCUCUACCGCAAACCUGCGUGCCUGAUGGUCUGGUCGCACCGUCCAGCAUUCAGCUCGACUCAUCCCCACCUUUCCUCACGCCAUCCCUCCACGCGGCAGCCCCCUCGUCGUCAUCGUCCACAUCAAGCAUCUUGCCAUCCCUGCUGGCAGCGUCACCAUCUUCGCCAUCCACCUUCAACGUCCUCUUGCCCUCUAACACGUCCAUGACGUCCAAUCUGCCCAGCACAAUCUUCGCAUCUUCGACCCUCUCCACCUCUUCACCAACAUCGUCAUCCUCCCCUUGCCAUUCUCGAACCGGCGCAGCGCCCAUCUCUCCUUCAUCUCCCUCGCACGCUUUGACCGCUCCUUCGUCCGAAUCCAUCUCUCACUCGCAAACAUUCCCAGACGUUCGCCUCCCUGCAGCGGAGGCGUCUCCCCUUGUGGGAGCCCUGCAGCGGACGUGCGGAAAGAGUUUGACGAGAUGGACGAGGAUAGAGAGAGCGGGGACGCGAAGUCGAGGAGAGAAAAGGGGGAGGUACAUGGCAGCAGCCUGGAAUCGGGACUGGCAAAAGGAGGGUGCUUUGAUGAUGAGCAGACGGAAAAGAGCUCGAUCGUGCGUGGUUGCGCGAAGCAGACCGGAUGGCCAGGCAAGGUGUGCGGCGGUGUGGGGCACGACACCGCUGUCGGAUUGCACGAGACGCUGUUUGGAUCCUCUGAAGCCCAUCGACUCGGAUGCGACGCAGAGGAGGACGAGAAGGAUCACUUUGAAAUUCAGGCUGAGGGUGCGCAACAAGCGCCCGACAGCUCCGAAGAGAGGAUGAGCGAGGCAUCGACUUGGAAGUGUCGGAGCAUGCAAGGUCAAGAAGAGACGGACAGGCUAUUGGCGCUGCUGGGUUUGAGCCCUGGCGCCGCUUGCGGAGUGGAUACGAGCACAAAGACAUCGACGAGCGCCUUUGGUGUGCUCGAUGCGGAUGGAUAUGUGGAUUUCAGCAUGAAUCUGGAUGUGGAUGCGGAUGCGCUGCAUGGGCUUUUUGGAGAUGCUGCGCAUGAAAGUCGAGAUGGAGCGUUUCAGCUGGGCUCUGCUAUGGACCUUUCCGAGCGCGCUGCUAUGCAAGACGUUUGUAGCGGCAACGAGCUCGGACUGACGCUUGGCUCGCUCGCUUCUCUCUGA